AUGGAUCGUUUCAAAUCAGCGCUUGAAGAGUGCGAACUGGAUGAUCUCGGUUUUAUAGGAGAUGCAUUUACGUGGAGAAAUCAUAACCAUGUUGCAGCUGACUAUGUGAAAGAGCGCCUUGACAGGGCCGUGGCUACCCAAGCAUGGCGUGACCGGUUCACUGCUUACAAGGUGACCAACGGUGAUCCACACCAUUCAGAUCACAGACCGGUCAUAAUUGACACGGCCGGAGCAACAGCAGUCUGGAGAGAGGCCACACAAAAUCGUAUGCCCAGGUUCGAAGCAAGAUGGCUCGAGGAAGAAGGGUGUAAGGAGAUAGUGAAGAAUGCUUGGGAGCGGGAGAAGAUUGUUGAAGAGCAGGAAGUGGCGGGGGCUGCGAAGGGGGUCCUGAAGGAAGUUUUUGACUGGAGUAAGAAUGUACUGGGUGACUUGGAGAAAAGGAUUCACAGACUGAAGAAAGAACUAGAGGCUGAGAGAAGGAAAAGCAUCGGUGAUGAGCAGGUCCGGAGGGAGCACAUGCUGAGAUUCAAGCUAAGCCGGUUGGAGGAUCAAUUAGAAACCUAUUGGAAACAACGGGCACAUGUGAACUAG
Triticum turgidum subsp. durum (durum wheat) is the source of this 591-nucleotide messenger RNA. The record is from the annotation of a GenBank genome assembly. NCBI's taxonomy places the organism in Eukaryota, Viridiplantae, Streptophyta, Magnoliopsida, Poales, Poaceae.